This is a messenger RNA of Miniopterus natalensis, 3810 nucleotides long. The record is from RefSeq and is a predicted model, not a curated record. NCBI's taxonomy places the organism in Eukaryota, Metazoa, Chordata, Mammalia, Chiroptera, Miniopteridae.
GUGGUGCUCUGCGACCUGGAGGUGGGCCUGGUGUGCCGCAACCAGGACCAGGGCGGCCGCUUCAAGAUGUGCCUCAACUACCAAAUCCGGGUGCUCUGCUGUGAUGACUACAGCCACUGCCCCAGCACGCCCACGCCCGGGACCACAGCCACCCUCAGCAGCACGGGCUCGGAGACAGUGGGAACCACAGGCGCCUGGACCAAGACUACCACCCUGCCACUCCCCUCAGCCCCCAGGACCACUGAGACGGUUUCCACAGCCCGCACUGAGAUGGGUCCCUCCUCUCCAAGGACCACCGAGAGGCUCUCUGUCCCCAUUCCCUCUGCCUCUCCAGCAUCCCCCAUUCCCGAGAUCACCAGUGCCCUCCAGGGCACCACUCCUGGCCCUUACACAUCCACCUCCACGGCCACGGGGCCCUCAGCCACGGCUCAGACCACGCCCAUCCUGACCUCCGGCCCCACGACCUCAGCGGCCACGGCCACUGGCUGUCAGCCUCGCUGCACCUGGACAGACUGGCUGGACCAGAGCUACCCCAUGUCCGGGGCCUCUGGUGGGGACUUUGAGACCUACGCCAACAUCCGCGCAGCUGGCGGGUUCGUCUGCGAGAGGCCGGUGAGCCUCCAGUGCCGGGCCGAGAGGCUGCCGGAUGUCCCCCUGCAGGAGCUGGACCAGGUGGUGCUCUGCGACCUGGAGGUGGGCCUGGUGUGCCGCAACCAGGACCAGGGCAGCCGCUUCAAGAUGUGCCUCAACUACCAAAUCCGGGUGCUCUGCUGUGAUGACUACAGCCACUGCCCAAGCACGGCCACUACUGGGGUCUCCAGCAGGGAAACCUUUGUGACCUCCCCCAUUAAGACCACGCCUGCAAUCCUGUCCACCCAUCCCUCCAUUGGGACCGUCCUUCCCUCUAGCACCCUGAAGCCCACCCUGACUUCCCUGACCUCCAUGACCUCCACGACUUCCCUGACCUCUGGGAUCUGCACGCCACAGUGCACGUGGACAGACUGGUUUGAUGAGGAUUACCCCACCCCAGUUCCUGAUGGCGGGGACUUUGAGACCCUCUCGGCCCUCCGCAGGGCCGGCCACGACUUCUGCCAACAGCCGCAGGACAUCGAGUGCCGAGCAGAAGUGGCGCCGGAUAUGAGCCUGGAGCACGUGGGCCAGGUGGUCCAGUGCGACGUGAGGUUCGGGCUGGUGUGCAGGAACCGGGACCAGCCGGGGCCCAUGCAGUAUUGCCACAACUACCACGUGCGCCUGCUGUGCUGUGACAGCCCGUGUGCCCCGUCUUUGUCCCCGGACACCACGACGUCCCCCUCCAUCCUCAGCACCCUCAGGCCAAGCGCCUCUCCCGGCUCACUCGUCUCCACAGUACCCUGCUUCUGCCAGGCGUUUGGACAGCUCUUCUUACCAGGGGACGUUGUCUACAACAGGACAGACAGUGCGGGCUGCCACUUCUACGCCGUCUGCAACCAGCACUGUGAGCUGGAUCGCUUCCAGGGUGCCUGCCCCACCUCCUCACCCCCGGAGCCCCCGACCUCGCUGCCCCUGACCUCCCUGGCUCCGGGCUGUGACCUUGUGGACCCUCCCCGACAGGUGAACGAGUCCUGGACGCUGGAGAACUGCACAGUGGCCCGGUGCGAGGGCGACAAUCACAUCGUCCUGCUGGAGCCAAAGCCUGUGGCACAGGUCACCUGUGUGAAUGGGCAUCUGCCAGUGAAAGUGCAGAGCGAGCAGGAGCCCUGCCAGUACCACUACGAGUGCGAAUGCACCUGCAGCAGCUGGGGGGGCUCCAACUACAUCACCUUCGACGGCACCUCCUACUCCUUCCGGGGCAACUGCACGUAUGUGCUCAUGCGGGAGAUAAGGCCGCUCCACGGAAACCUCACCAUUCUCCUCUACAAGCAGUACUGCCCGGCAGCCGUGGCCUCCACCAGCUGCCCCAUCGCCCUCAGCGUCCACUACAAGUCCACGGAGGUCAUCCUCGCCACCACGACGGCUGCUGGCGGGCAGGAGGAGGGCCUGGUCCUGUUUGACGGCACGCGGGUGAGCCAAGGCUUCAGCAAGGACGGCGUGAGCGUGUCCCUGACAACAAGCACCAGGAUGCAGGUGGACAUUCCUGCCAUCGGCGUCAGCGUCACCCUAGACGGGCAAGUCUUCCAGAUCCAGCUGUCCUACAGCAACUUCAACCACAACACCGAGGGCCAGUGCGGCACCUGCACCAAUAGCAAGACGGACGACUGCCGCCGGCCAGAUGGCACCAUGGCCCCCACCUGCCAGGACAUGGCCGGCUCCUGGCUAGUCCCCGAGAGCAGCAAGGAGGGCUGCCUGCCACCCACAGGCCUGCCCACAACCACCAGCCCCCCUUCCUCGGAGCCCACCACACCCAUUUCUACCUCGUGUCCCCCAGCACCCCUCUGCCAGCUGAUGCUAAGCCACAUCUUCGCCGAGUGCCACAAACUCAUCCCGCCCAGCCUGUUCUUCAGCAUCUGCGUCAAGGAUGCCUGCCAGGCCGGCCACCCCGAGGUGCCCUGCCAGAGCCUAGAGGCCUACGCAGGGCUUUGCCGUGCCCGGGGCGUGUGCAGCGACUGGCGGAAUGCCACCGGUGGGCUGUGUGACUUCACCUGCCCACCUGAAAAGGUGUACAAGCCAUGUGGCCCUGUGCAGCCCACGACCUGUGACUCCAGGACCCAGAGCCCGGAGAGCAAGGGGCUGGCGGAGGGCUGCUUCUGCCCGGACGGCCUCACCCUCUUCAACGCACACACGGAUGUCUGUGUGCCCGAGUGCCCCUGCGUGGGACCAGAUGGGUUUCCCAAAUUCCCUGGAGAGCGGUGGAUCAGCAACUGCCAGGCCUGCGUGUGCAACGAGGGCUCUGUGACGGUGCAGUGUGUCCCUGUGCAGUGCGAGGCCCAGGGCCCGCCCCCGGAGUGCAGCCAGGCUGGCUUCGUAACCUUGACCAGGCCCCUGGCCAACAACCCUUGCUGCCAGGAGACACUGUGCGUCUGCAACACGACCACCUGCCCCAAGAACCCCCCAGAAUGUGGGCCAGGAGAGGAGCUGGCCCAAAUCCAGGAGGAGGGCAGCUGCUGCCCCACCUUCAUCUGCCGGCCUAAGCUGUGUACCUACAAUGGCAUCAUCUAUGGGAUUGGCGCAACCUUCCCAGGGGCCAUUCCCUGCCACACAUGCACCUGCCUGUCUGCGGACACCCAGGACCCCACGGUGCAGUGUGAGGAGGACACCUGCAAUACCACCUGUCCCCAGGGUUCCGAGUACUCGACAGUGGCCGGGCAGUGCUGUGGGGAGUGUGUGCAGACGGCCUGCCUCACGCCCGACGGCUGGCUGGUGCAGCCCAACCAGACUUGGGUCAACAGCCUGGUGGACAACUGCACGGAGUACCACUGCCAGGUGGAGAAUGGGGUCCACGUGCUGAUCCCGAGACCUCCGUCCUGCCCAGACGUGUCCAGCUGCAGGGGCAUCCUCAGGAAGACCGGCUGCUGCUACUCCUGUGAGGAAGUGGACUCCUGCCAGGUCCACAUCAACAGGACAGUCCUGGGGCACCGGGGCUGCAAGGCCCCUGUCAACCUCACCUUCUGCAAGGGCUCCUGCCCAGGAGUGUCCAAGUACUCCCCGGAGGCCCAGGCCAUGCAGCGGCGGUGCACCUGCUGCCAGGAGAGCAGGGCCCAUGAGGAGGAGGUGACCCUGCAGUGUCCCGAUGGGACGGCCGUCCGCCACACCUACACCCACAUAGAUGAGUGCAAAUGUGCCCUGGCCUGCGUCCCCGCACCAGCCACUCAGGAGGACAGCAUCCCCGUCUGA